AUGAAAAGAGGCAGAGAAGAGGGUGAGUUAGACAACAUGGCUAAUUGUUUGAUGCUGUUGACCAAAGUUGGUGAGAGUGAAACCAAGUUAAGGGAUAGUAAUAAUAUGGGUGAUUACAAGUGCAAAACUUGCCAUAGAAGGUUCUCUUCUUUUCAAGCCCUUGGUGGCCACAGAGCAAGUCACAAGAAACCAAAGCUCAUGAUCACAGAUCUUUCGUGUCAUCGCGAGUUACCUAGUCCAACCACGAAACAACAACCUAGGAUGCACCCAUGUCCCAUUUGUGGGCUUGAGUUUGCCAUUGGACAAGCCCUGGGAGGGCACAUGAGAAAACAUAGAACUGCCAUUAAUGAUGGCUUGUUGAAUCGUAGAGAUUCGGAUUCUUUGUCCAUCUUCAAGAAAUCGAAAGACGGUGGAAGGUUGAAUCUGUGUUUGGACUUGAACUUGAUGCCAUUGGAGGAUGAUGAUCUUAAGCUCAACCUAAGAACACCCUUUCUCAAUUGUUUCAUGUGA
Messenger RNA from Sphenostylis stenocarpa, 510 nucleotides. Lineage: Eukaryota; Viridiplantae; Streptophyta; Magnoliopsida; Fabales; Fabaceae. The record is from the annotation of a GenBank genome assembly.